Homalodisca vitripennis (glassy-winged sharpshooter) is the source of this 3372-nucleotide messenger RNA. RefSeq names its product visual system homeobox 2-like. NCBI's taxonomy places the organism in Eukaryota, Metazoa, Arthropoda, Insecta, Hemiptera, Cicadellidae. The record is from RefSeq and is a predicted model, not a curated record. Gene Ontology annotation, molecular function: sequence-specific double-stranded DNA binding; DNA-binding transcription factor activity, RNA polymerase II-specific. Bases 311 to 1633 code for a protein of 440 amino acids. Gene Ontology annotation, cellular component: nucleus. Gene Ontology annotation, biological process: regulation of transcription by RNA polymerase II. The transcript is spliced from 7 exons.
CCACAGCGCGACAGACGUGCUUCACAACGAUGGACAGCUCUACAACGAACAGUGCUCCUUACUUGUGCUUGUGAUAAUUUGUGCGCAGUUCCGUAUUUAUGUUCAUAACCCAUUUCGACUUUUCCUACCAGAGACAAACUCUCAGUUCGUUGUAGUAUCUUAGUAAACAUUAUAAUUUGGAUUCUUAUCAAAAAGUUAACUUCCGAGAUAAUGGUGUUCAGAUUUUGUACUUUGCUCGGGUAAUAGUUAAGAUGAUACGUGAUUUCACCGGGAGUUCCAUUUAGACUUGGUGCCUCGUGAAGCGAAUACUAUGAAUGGUGAAGUCGAGUCGGAACAGCACACUAUCCGCGUGGCCGCGCCCAGUGUGGAGAAACAACCUCUGGUUAACAACAACAACAACAGCGAGUACUCCAAGUACCGGCCCAGCAACAUGCCGCAGAGAUCUCCCUUCGCGAUCCAAGAGCUCCUGGGGCUGUCCGAACCCAGCGGGGCCAACCUCCACCGCAGCCCCACGGCCGGCGUGUCCGCUAUCACCCCCCAGGGUCAUCCCGGUUACUUCCCGCAUCCUCACAUGGUAGCGGUCAACGCCAGCAGGAUGGGUAUGGCAUACUUCAACGCUCAGGCCGCGGUUGCCGCGUUCUUCCCUCACAAUAUGAACUCCAUCGCCGCCGCCAUGAGUCCAGGGCCCGCGCCCCCCAGUUCGGCCGUCCUCGCUCACAACAACUCCCAUGGGUUCUCCCAGCUCCAAAGAAACUCCAGUUUUGGUUCCUCAGGCUCCUGUAUGCCAAGUAUGGGACACCUUCAGCAAGAGUCCGGGAAGGACUUCAGUUCGGACGCUCUUGCGUCCUUUGGCGGAAAGAAGAAGAAGAAAAGGAGGCAUAGGACGAUCUUCACGAGUUACCAGCUGGAGGAGCUGGAGAAGGCGUUCAAGGAGGCGCACUACCCUGAUGUGUACGCGCGGGAGAUGCUGAGCCUCAAGACAGACCUGCCAGAAGACAGGAUACAGGUAUGGUUCCAGAACAGGAGGGCGAAGUGGCGGAAGACGGAGAAGUGCUGGGGCAGAUCCACCAUCAUGGCGGAGUACGGCCUGUACGGAGCGAUGGUGCGGCACUCCCUGCCGCUUCCAGAGACCAUACUCAAGAGCGCGAAGGAGAACGAGUGUGUCGCCCCCUGGCUGCUAGGCAUGCAUCGCAAGUCGCUGGAGGCCGCAGAUCAGUUGAAGGAUGACAACACGUGUACAACCAGCGACAAAGAGGAGGAUGACGGUGACCACCAGGAAUCUACAUCCUCCAAGAGCGAACUGAGUGGGCCUCCGAGCCACAACGGCGAUAAAGGACAAGAGCAGGACCUCAGGCUGCCUCAGGACAUGGGCCGGACAGACCCCGAGCAGUUCCGAAACAACUCCAUCGCCUGCCUUAGGGCAAAGGCGCAGGAACACAGCGCAAAGCUGCUGAGCCUCUCCGCGGACGCCCUCAUGUUGGUCAACAACCAGCUGAUGAGGAGCCGCAUGCAAGGGGUGGGGAUGGGCAACCCCUGCGACGCCAACGCCAACAGCCUCCACCACCUGCCGGUACCGAUGCCUGGGGCCGGGCCUGAGGUCGCCUCUUCGGACACCUCAUCGUCUCUCUUCUGACCCGAGGAGCGUCCAGAGACCGAGCUGAACCGGCGCCAGGACUGAGUGGCUCGAGGAGUGCGGACUUUCCUCAGGACCUACUUAGCUCCAGCUCAGCUUUGACGUUUGAUGGCGGUGAACCGUUCGUGGUUAGCGAUUUCUAACGUUUUCUUCCGUUAUCCACCGAGAACCGAAAGGUGUCUGUAGAAGACACCGUCCUCUGACCUUAUUGUGACCAACAGGGAAAUAUUUGACGUCCAACACACGAUAGGAUUGAUAAAGCUUUCGAUUUUUAUUGGCACUUACGAAAAUAUGAAUUUAUUAACUUUAUCAUAAGCACAGUUUAUAUUUUGUGAUUAUAUUAAACACUUUUGUCAUUAAAUCUUCGAAAAAUGUGUUGAUAAAUCUAAUUUGAAGAUCUCUUAUUGCUAAUACUUCUGUUGUGUUUAAUAACUUUAGAUUAUUUUAAUUCAGAUUUUUUUAAAGUAUUUUGUGUUUGGUUUAUGAAUUUAAAUUGUUAUUUGUAUUUAAAAUAUGAUUUAUAAACCUACUGUUGAGUAUAUUACUGUAGAUAUAUCUGUUUGGGUACAACUUUAUAUAUGAUUUCUCAAACUAAAACUACACUUUUCAUAAUUAUAUCUCUUAUACCAAGAAAGUUUGUGUCCCUUUUCAAUUCAAAAUGUUUGUAAAUUGGGUUUUCAAAAUCAUCGUACCUAUAACUUAUGUCAAUUAAUAAUAAAACAAAAAUAUCAAUAUACUAUUUUAUCUUUCAAUAUCAAAACAUACCUUAAUGGCUAAAAAGUAUUUAUUUGUUCGAGACAACUGUUUCCUUAGCUAAUACAAUCCCAACUAAUCAGUCUGUUUGAGAUAUCAAUUGUUUAGUUAAUAAAAAAAUUAUUGUUUAUUAAGUUUUCGUUUCUUCCUAUUUUAAGUUACCAUAAGCUAAUCUGUACUUUACAAGCUCUCCUCUAGUGGUUUAUGACGUUCAUACAUUCUAAUGUAUUGUAUUUAAACAACGAAGAAAACAGACUAAUUACUAAGUGACGGUGAUAGUGAAGUGAUAGUGACUCAAGUGACAGCGGGCGCCGGGCUAACUACUACUACUUUUCUAAGUGCAAUAUUUGCGGCGUAUUUGUAAUAUUUUAUUGGUAAUAAUGAAUUGUACAUUAUAAAGCAACUAAUGUAAAUAGACGGUCAACAGCGAAUAAAGUAUUUCAAGUGUAUUUUGUAUUCUAUUAUGUAAUUAAUUUUGUUAUAUAGAAUUUAGCUUUACAAUCCGAAUCAAAAAUUUAUUAGGUUUGUUUGGCACAUUGUACCGUACAGGUGUAAAUCCAAAGUUAAAUAAUAAUUGGAGCAGUCGUUAAACAAUCAGACUUGUGAAUGAAUAUACCCUAUUUUUAAUGGAUAGUAUAUUUUGUUAAUGAUAACAAUUUAAAGAAAUAAUAUUAAUUUUAAAUUAAUCGAAACAAUAUGCAUUUUAUGUACAGCAGACCAUACCAAAUUUAUUACAGAUAAACAGUUUUAUGAAAUUAAGAAUUAAAAAGCUAUAUAUCACUAAAAUUAUAAUAAAUUUUCAAAUAAGUAAAUGAAAUUAAUUGACAAAACAUGAUCCGGAAAAGAAUGAAAUAAAUAUUAAAUUCAAAAUGUAUGAGAAAAGUACUUUAGUUAUAAUACGAAAGCCUUUUACUCUUGCUUAAUCUUUACGAUUGUAAACGCACAAUCAUAAAAAAUGUUUAUAUAUAUAUAUAUAUAUAUAUAUA